AUGUCACGUCUUGAAGAAGAUUUUACUUCAAGACACAUCCUUACCCCCAACAUUCCUUUUCAGCAAAACUUAAUUACCCGUUAUUUACUUUGUAAUACUGAUGGUUUUACACCAAAGCAUAAAGCAAUAAUUCAAAAAUUUGAGACCGAAGUCUUGAAAGACCCAAGAAAUUUGUCAAUUUUAUUUCAGCAAAGUCUUGCAACGAGAACAGAAUCAGUUGCAAAAAUUAGAGAUAUACUACAAUUCAUGUCUGAUGAACCAAACUUUCAAAUAGACCAACCAUUCAAGUUGGAUAAUGAAACUUUGAAAUAUAUUAAAUCAAAAUAUGCUCAUAGACCUAAAGGAACUAAAAAGCAAUUCGAUCUAUCAUUGGGUUAUUUACAGAAUUUUUUUGCCAACUGCUACGACCGUCAAACUAUUGAUUUAAAUUCAUUCAAUUAUCAUAGACAAUGUGAUGACUUGGAUCCAACUUCGUUGGAAAAUGAAAAUUGUAUAUAUAAUGAAGAUUUAAUUGGACUAUAUACGUUGCAAAGUGAACCUAAUGAUUCUGGAAACAUAAAAAAACUACUCGAUCAAUUUGAUACAGAAGUUUUAGGAAUUGAUUCAGCUUUGAAGGAAAUAUUUGGAUAUACAUAUAAUAAACGGACAUCCUGUUUAUUAUUUUGGAAGAAGAUGUUGCGCACUAUGGCAAAAAUGCCUGAUUAUGAUUUUAAUCAAGGCAUUCAUUUGGAUAAAGAUUAUUUGAUGUCUGAGCUAAACCAUAAUAAAAACUUAAUGACUACAGCAUACAAUUGUUUAUCUAAAGUUUUGGAAAUUGCUUACUCUCGUCCAGCUAGAUUAACUGCAGAAGCUAGAGCCAUAGAAGCAAGAGCUAUAGAAGGUAGAAUAGCAUUAGCAGAAGCCAGAACAGCAGAAUCUAGAGUAUUAGAAGCUCGAGCAAUAGAAUUAAAAUCAGAAGCUGAUACACCACUGGCUAAAUGGUUCGCUAAAAAGGCAAGUGACUUAGCAACAAGGACAAGAGUAGCUAAUGAAGAAAGCGAAGCUAGAGCACGUGUAGCAGCUAGAGCACGUGUACCAGCUGGAACGAAAUUAAAAGUUAAAGUACGAGUAGGGCUGAACAUAUCACUAAACAACCAAAAUCAAGUCGAUUUGACAAGAAGAAGCAAUCUUGAAACAAUUGCUCCUGCUAGCACAGGCUGUCCAAGCACUUUAAUUGCUGCUGUGGAGCAAAUCAAUCAAGAGUUGAGAAAUAGAACUAACGAUUUAAUCCAAAACUUUACGGAAAAUGAGAGUAUAAUUGCUCGAGAUGACUUAACGUCAAGAAUUGGUGUUUCUACAAACAAAUUAUUUGAAGAAAUUAAAAGAUUCAUUUCUAAUCAAGAUUUCACAUCAUUAUGA
Molecule: messenger RNA, 1398 nt
Organism: Lodderomyces pseudojiufengensis
Lineage: Eukaryota; Fungi; Ascomycota; Pichiomycetes; Serinales; Debaryomycetaceae
Exons: 1
Coding region: 1-1398 (465 amino acids)
Source: RefSeq, a predicted model, not a curated record